This is a messenger RNA of Astyanax mexicanus (Mexican tetra), 6199 nucleotides long. It is a transcript of the gene senp7b, whose product is annotated as SUMO specific peptidase 7b. Gene Ontology annotation, cellular component: cytoplasm; nucleus. NCBI's taxonomy places the organism in Eukaryota, Metazoa, Chordata, Actinopteri, Characiformes, Acestrorhamphidae. The transcript is spliced from 22 exons. The coding region runs from base 477 to 3122 and encodes 881 amino acids. The record is from RefSeq and is a predicted model, not a curated record. Gene Ontology annotation, molecular function: SUMO-specific endopeptidase activity. Gene Ontology annotation, biological process: protein desumoylation.
UGCGCAGAUGUGUGGCAGUCUGCGUCACAGCAGCGCAUAGUCAACAUCCUACCCUGGCUUAGCUUAGCAUAGCUAGCUAUGUUUGUCAUCUUUUGAACCCUGAGUCUGGUUUAGCUGAACACUGUUUAUUACUACAACCCAGACAGAUAUCUAACCUACCAUUUAUUGCAGUUUCUGUAGCUAAUUAAUAACAUGCAGCGCUGGUCUGGGAUAUUACUGCGUGGUUAGUCAUGGCUAGCUGGAUUAUAUGUUACCUUAUUAGCUAACUAAGCUAGCUAACCUAGCAUUAGCGCAUCUAGCAAUAUCUAACCUAAAUAAAUAAAUAAGCGAGCUGCUCUUGCGCUGACGGGAUUUUUGCUUAAAUAUAUGCGUUAAAAACAUGUUGGAUAUCCAGUCUGUGGCUGACAGCGUUUUUCCUGACUUAAAAAGAGUCCAGAGCCUGGCUGAAGUGGUGUAAAGCAGAGCAGCAGGAGAAGAUGGGAAGCCCUUUUAAAAUCCCUAAGAAGAAGCAGCCCUCAGAUUCCUCCAGUGUUCACAUGCUGUCUCCUCUCUCCAGGGUUCAGGAUGGAGACACUUCUAAGACGAGCUGGACCAAGGUUGCGUGCAAUGGCAGAACACCACACAAAAGCAGCUUUUCCAAUGGAAGGAUAGAUUCAAGGUCUGGAUUUGCUGGUGGAGACAGGUUCGUCCUAUCUCCCUCUCAUAGAUCUGAGUUCGGAGGCCGCGCAUGCCUUAAUGGGACCCCCGCUAAAGAGGCAGGCGGUACCCCAAAGUCCCGAACUGCUGCUGGUGACUUUACAGAUCAAAACAGGUGGAGGCCUAGGAGAGCUUCUGAUUCGUUGUGUCAGCAUGAGGGAGGCAAGGACUCGCCGGCUGCUAAGAAGCAGUGGGGAUCUGGGUUUCCAGAGAUGUGGAAAUCUUCUCAAAUAGAGCACAAAGAGGAGGAAGAUGAUGAUGAUGAGGAGGAGGAUAAUAAAGCCAAUAAGAGCAAGCCGGCCUCCUCACUAGUAAAAGAAGUGAAGGGAGCAUCUGCUGCUGUGUCGAGCCAGCGAGGAGUAUCGUCCCAAAGCCUCAGGUCCACACUUCCGGAGAUUAAAACUGCAGGGUUUAAGAGGAACGGUGAGAUGGCACUGGCUUCUUCUGACCAGGCCUCCGUGGGCGCAGUGCCAGAGAAGCGUGUGAGGAGCCCUGGAGUAAAAGCUCCUAUCUCCAUGCCUCUUAGGAAAGCUGGCAGUGAUAUGUCGUACUCCAGAGGGAGACUUAGGCUCAACCUUUCUUUAAAGACGUACCAGAGAAUCAAGCAGAGCUCCACAGAACCCAUUGUUCUCUCCAGCGAUGAUGAAGAUGAAGAAGAAGGAGCAAAAGUGGGACGCAGUGAUGCUCUCGGCAACACAAGUUCUCAGGUGAAGAAAGAACGUCCGAAAACCAGCUCAAACCCUGGUUCAGGAGGUCAAAAGUCAGGGGACACAGAGACGUCGUCUGUUGUGGAACUGGCUUUCUCAACUCUGCACUUUGGCACGACGUGCAGCCACGCCAACGGACCCAUUGUAAUCACAGAAGAGAGCAUCUCCAUACCACUGAAAGAAGCAGACGGUGAAGAUGGCGUGGCGGUUACUGUGGUACCCUCUGAGCUCCAAAGAUAUGGUGUAUGGGAUGGGGCUUUAGCAGCGGAUGGAUCUCUGCUGUCCAUCUCUCAGCAACCAUCACCUUCCCUCCUCUUCCUCAGCCUGUCUGAUGCUCAGAGCAGGUUGCUGCACACUGAGCUCACAGCAAUACACAGUACACACGCGACAGGGCAGCCAUGUCCGUUUUUGCUGGUGACGUUAUCUGGGCAGAUGGAGGAGCUGCAGUCAGCGCUGUUGGCCUCUCUGAUGGAUGUGAUUGGUCUGCGUUACGGCCGGUCGGUUUUGGGCGUCCCUCUGCCUUGGGCUGAAGGACUGAAUCAGCUUCACCUGCAUCCAAGAGGGGGACAGCUUCUCACUCUCUUGGGUCAGGGAGAUGGUGUCGAUGGCGGCCAUCAUCACACAGAAGGAGAGAAGACUAAAGAGGUCAGUACUGCUGGGACCAAAACGAGCCGAGCGGGAGGCGGAGGAAAGUCCAGUGAAGCAGCGUCCACCAGAACCUCCUCACUGCGCAGCUACAGCAGACAACAGAGCCUGCCCAGGAGGUUGAUCCAGUACCCCCCUCCCCCCUCCAAAGGCGGCAUCACUGUAACAUCAGAAGACCUGGAGUGCCUUAGAGACGGAGAAUUUCUAAAUGAUGUCAUAAUUGAUUUCUACCUCAAGUAUCUGCAGCAGGAGAGAGCUGAUCAGGAAGUGGCCAGCAGGUCCCACAUCUUCAGCAGCUUCUUCUACAAGCAGCUCACGCGCAAAGACAACAUCAGCGAGGAAGAGGCCGGUGGCACAGCGCAGUACAGACGCCACCGCAGAGUCAAAACAUGGACCAGACACGUAGAUAUCUUCAGCAAAGACUUCCUCUUCAUACCAGUCAACCAGGAAGCUCACUGGUACUUGGUGGUGAUCUGCUUCCCUGGUCUCCUCCAGGCUGAGAGCGUACCGUGGAAGAGCCUCGCUUCUUCAGAGGCUUCUGGGACCACGAAUAAACCCCAGCUGCAGGAUUCCAGCAAACCGGGCAGCCAGGGCCCAACGCUUUCUACAGAACAACGGCAAACAGGAAGCACAGAAGGACCAAAGCGCAAUUCUCCCGACCUACCAGACUGUACUGUGCUCAGUUGCCAGAGGCAGAAUGUGACCAGAAGGCCCUGCAUUUUGAUCAUGGACUCGCUGAAGCUGUCCUAUCAUCUUCGCAUCUACACACUGUUACGAGAGUACCUGCAGGUGGAGUGGGAGGUCCGGAGGGGGACGCCGCGGACGUUUAAUGAUAACAGCAUUAAAGGCAGCCACUGUAAAGUCCCCCUACAGGACAACAGCAGCGACUGCGGCCUUUACCUGCUGCAGUAUGUAGAGAGCUUCCUACAGAAUCCAGUGGUACACUUUGAUCUCCCGCUGCGAUUGGAGCGCUGGUUUCCGCGGCAGCAGGUGAGGAGAAAGAGGGAGGAGCUACGCGAUCUGGUGCUUCAGCUGUACCGGAGACAAGCGGGAGGAGGAGGAGGAGAAGUGUGAACUCUGCAGAAACUGAGCGACAAACAUGGCCUUGUUUUAUACUAAUAGAGAGAGAGAAAUGUUUGUAUUUAUAUUUCCUGUUAAUUUAUUUUAAUUAUAAAGUUUUUUAGUGUAUGUGCAGUUUUGUACGUAAUGUGUAAAGAGACUUAAAUUAUGUUUACUUAAAUAAAGUCAGGAUUGUUUUAUAAAUAUAUAUAUAUAUAUAUACGUUGGUGUGCUUUGUUAAAAUAAUACAAUGUGGAUGACUACCGUAUUUUCGGUCUAUAAGGCGCACUUAAAAUACUUUAAUUUUUCCAAAAAUCGCUUAUAUCACUUUUAAUCUAUCUUUAUAUAAUUCUAUAGUUCUACCAGUCAGGUAUUAAAGAGCAUUAAAGCCAAUCUAAACGCUGAAGUACAUUAAAAAAAGUUAUAAGGGUGAUUUUUCAGUGAAGUUUCUUCACCACUAAGGCUGGGUGCAGCAGCAUUAGCAUUAGCCGCUAACAACAGUGCUAGCUCUUUCGCCAUUCAGAGGAGAGUAUAUCAGACUGCACUUUACUUAUUCCGUAUAUACCGGCAGUUCAAGUACACUAUUAUUAAUUAUUAACUUAUCCUGUGCAACAAAGGGAACCCUUGGUCUUUCUUUCUUGGGGCGGUCCUGAUGUGUGCCAGUUUCAUCAUGAUUUUUUUUUUUUCUCGAAACAGUAAGCACUUUUUAAUGCAAACAUGCACUGGCUAUGGCUAUUGUUAGUUGCAUUUUUUUAUUUGAUCAACUGAUUUUGAUUUGUGUACCUACAAUUUAGUAGAAUAUUAGCAUUUAUUUGCAUAAUGCUGUCUAGUAAAAUGCUUUUACGUCAUAUUACCAACAUUAGCAUUGUUAAUUCCUUGUAAAACUAGACAGGAACACUAAAAAAUGAUUUGGCUAAUUGACUAGAUUUUGUAAUAAGGCAGAAUUAAGUCUCUAUAUUUGUGGAUUAGCUGUGCUAUAACCUGCUCGUUAUCCAGUAGGAUCUACAGUAGCUUUGGGAAAGCUGGUGGUUUGAGCAUAUGGACGGCUCGGCGGGGACGGGGACGGGAUUAGUCCUCGGCCUGUGGGCUGUGGGCUGUCUUCACUCACUCAUUAAUUUGAAUGUGUUGACUGGAAGAUCAGUGCAGAGCCUGGUGAGGACGUCCUGCUGUGUCUUGAGGAGAUUAGAGCUCAUUACCUGUAUCGGAAUGCUCCUUUCUUUACUACACCGACAGGAGCCAGAGGAACUCUGCAGCUCUUUCUUUAGUUCCAGCUCUCCUGAGUGCUGUUUCUUUUCGCCUGGUUUUAUACGCUCUUCUCCCAUAAACUACGUCCUCGUGUAGUUGGUGCUCAGUGUUUAAAAGGCUUUGGGGGUAAACAACAGUUCAUGACUCAGUCCUUAAAGCCCCUCUACAGGUCAUCUUAAGAGGCUAAGUGAAGGUUAAUGAGGGGAGAUACCUGUAGGCGGGGAUAUGGGCCGGGGCGGUGGCGUGUCUGGCUGUUGAAUGUUCUAUGCUGCCUUUAAGUCCAUCUCAGAAGUUCAUAUUUACGACUUUUAGGGAUCGUCAAUUGUUGGGAAAAUGCUUUCUUGUGUAAUUAGGCUUUUUCUGUUGCCAACAGAAAAAAAGUACAAUACAGUAUUUUAGACACAUUAUUAUUUUCCUACAUAGUAAAUUAAUAGUGAAGUGAUCUAUCAGUCUAUGACAGAACACAUAAGGAAUCAUGUAGUAACUUAAAAACAGUGUUAAAAAAAAAACUAUACAAUGUUUUUUGAGGCUGCUAACUCUGAAGAACCUAUCCUGUACAACAGAGAAAACUCUCUUUCUCUCUUUCUUUCCUGGACAGGUCAUGAUGAGAGCCAGUUUCAUCCUUAUAACAUUUUUGAUAGUCUUCGCACUUGUGGAUACUUUCGGAUUGACUGACCUUCAUUUCUUAAAGUAAUUUUUUUUUUUUUUUUUUACUUUUCUUGACUUUAUUUUAUACGCUGAAUGACUUUUGUAUUAAUCUACCGUGCAUAAAAUAUGAAGUCCAAACUUUUGACUUGAACUGUAUAUCUACAAUUAGUGCAAACAAAACAAAUAAAGACUAAUACUUUACUAAAGGUAAAAGAGGCAAAUUAAUAGUUAGAAUUGUUUUAUGUAGAUUAACAAUAGUAAAUUGAAAUUUACUGGGUGUUUAGACCAGUGUAGAUACUAAGUUAUGAUGUAUAUCAGUGUGUUUGUGUAUGUUUUGUUAAGGGCAGGGGUCAGGGGUCGGCGCGGUGUUGUGGUUCACUGGGUAUCUCUGUAAUGGGAGUUGACACUAGAAUAGGCUGCAGCUUCAGCCCCUCUGCUCUGGACCAACAGGGUGACUGAGUUCGGUGGCCCCGGAUUUGCUAAUCUGGACUAGACUCUGAGAUUAGAGCCGAAUUACUCCCUCUGACAGAGAUGGGAUCCGACCCCCCCCUGCUCCAGAACCCUAAUCCAGUCUUACUGGAAGACGAGUCCUGUUUCAUUAAAGGAGGGGCUGUUUUUUCCAAGUAGAGAAGUUAGAGUAUCUUUAAAACCAUAAACAAAUUAAAUUUCUCAUUCCAUCGUUUUUUUCAUUCAUUUUAAAUUGUCUAAUUGUAUCUCCAGUAUGAAUGAAGCCAUGUAAGCUGAGGUGCUCAGGUGUUUCUAUUUAACCCUGCUUUAGUUCACUGAAUCAGUGGACUCUGAAGAAAGACAGGAUUUCAGCUCUUGCUCAUGAAUAUUCACGCAUGCAAAACUCCUCUGAUUGGCUAACAGCACUGCAGCAGAAAGUUUUUUCAGAGAUACAGCCUUAGUUAUAAAGAUACAGCACUGAGUGCGAGAUAAAUUUAACCCUUAAACUUCUUAAGCUUAACGUCAGACUCUCAGCAGCACAGCUCUUCCCACAGGAUGGAUAGCGUUAACAUUAACGUUGAUAACGUUUAUUUCAGCUUAACUAACGCUAUUAAACUAAGCCCCAGAGUCUGCUUAAUAUCAUAAAAUCCGACAUGACCAGCACACACUUUGACCGGUGUUCUGUCGAGUUGUGCUACCUGGUCAAUCCAAGCUUCCCUAGUGUACAUUUAAGUGUUCUGUAAAAUGCAGAA